AGCACGGAGCUGGGUUUAGAGCACAAGCGUGAAUCUGCUUCUAGAGGGAACCGAGAGAUGGACAACGACAGCGGGGUGGGCGUGUCGGCCACGGAGAGACGGUUCGCCUACAGCCUGCUGGAGAAACUGCUGGAGUACCUGGAGAAGGCAUCGGUCAACAUGCAGAUGACCCGGCCCAGCACGCGCUUCUCCCGACGUCACAGCUACUCCACGGCCACAGAGGACGUCAAGUUCUUCGGCAAGGUGGAGGUCGGUGGUAAAGAACAGCCCUGAGAUCGUACGCUCCUCCCUGCUGCCCUUCUACAACAACGCGGCAGACGACCUGGCGCUGGUGAUGGAGAACCUGAUGAAGGAGCGGUUCAGCCAUGUGAAGGGAACCAUCACGCGUGGUGCCACGUCACUGGACUACGUGCACAUGGUGCUGCUGCCCGUCCUGUCCUCUCUCUUUGACCACAUGGGACUCAACCAGUUCGGCGCCGACGUCUUGGGAGGUGAUGGACCAGCUGAGGGAGAAUGUACCAGCCCUGGAGAAGAUCGUGACCGAGAUAGAGGAACUGGCACACAGUGGGGGCAAAUACCACGAGGCGCCGCACGUUAUUGAGGUCACUCUGCCCAUGAUCUGUAG
Molecule: messenger RNA, 625 nt
Organism: Aplysia californica (California sea hare)
Lineage: Eukaryota; Metazoa; Mollusca; Gastropoda; Aplysiida; Aplysiidae
Product: ryanodine receptor
Biological process (GO): calcium ion transport
Cellular component (GO): Z disc; sarcolemma; smooth endoplasmic reticulum
Molecular function (GO): ryanodine-sensitive calcium-release channel activity
Source: RefSeq, a predicted model, not a curated record